Messenger RNA from Rhincodon typus (whale shark), 9014 nucleotides. Its product is annotated as dynein axonemal heavy chain 5-like. Gene Ontology annotation, molecular function: dynein light intermediate chain binding; dynein intermediate chain binding; minus-end-directed microtubule motor activity. The transcript has 48 exons. NCBI's taxonomy places the organism in Eukaryota, Metazoa, Chordata, Chondrichthyes, Orectolobiformes, Rhincodontidae. Bases 1 to 8400 code for a protein of 2799 amino acids. Gene Ontology annotation, cellular component: dynein complex. The record is from RefSeq and is a predicted model, not a curated record. Gene Ontology annotation, biological process: microtubule-based movement.
AUGUCAGAGGAUGGGAAAGCCGCUGGGGACAAAAUCCAACCCCCAGGGGACACGACAGAGGAGAACGAGUUGAAUAAACCGCCCUCACCCAAACCUGACAUUGAACUCUCGCCUCCGCUUAUUUCUAUUAGCCACACUGAUCAUAAAGCUGGAGAAUCAAACCGACACAGGCGUGUAGGUGCUAGUAAAUGGAAAACUUCAGGACUGGGACAGACUAACACAGCACCAUCUCCAAGUGGAUCUGUCUCAACUCAAGGUCGAAAGACUAUUCUUAUUUCCACUGAGGCCAAAAAGGAAUUGCUAAAACAAGCUAAAGCUGCUAAGGAAGAACGAAAAUCAGAACUGGACUCACGGCAUGGCUACCUUAUAUCUAACUUGGCAGAUGGAACAGGUCUGGAAGAAACAGCUGUGCAGGACUUUAUUAUUGCUGAUGAAAAGUUUCACAUGAUUGAAGAAUUCUUCGCACCAAAUGGGUCUAAAAAAUUACUAUUUUACUACCAAGAUACAGUGAGAAUCACAGGAUUGCAACAUUUAAGUGCAGAUAUGUCCAAGGGGGUGAAUCAGAAAAGACUGUUCAUUACUGAUGGUUCUACUGAGGGUUUGCUUGGAACUUGUUUAUUCUUUCUUAGAACUACUGAUAAAAGCAUCAGCACAGCUAAUGUGUUUCAGGAGGUAAAUUUUGGCAUGCUCAAUUGCCCUGAUGGGAAUCUGCUUCAAGGGCUAGAGAGACUCUUGGCCAGUAUAAUGGUACCAGCACUGCGAUCUCAAGAGAAUUGGGGAUCUGUUAAAGAUGGAUUAAAGAAUGCCCAGAUUCAGGAGUUCCUUGAGUCCUUAGACAAAUUUGUUAGCAAUUUGUCCUCUGCCAGGAAAAAUAUGGAGCGUCAAGUAAUUCUUGAGGAAGCAACCACAGUAUACAAUUUUGACAAUUUGCAUGGCCCUGCAGACUAUUUGAAUGCAGCUUCUAAUACAGAAUUAGUGGAGCAACUUGAGGGAGUGCUGAUGUCGUGGGCAAAACAAAUUGAGCAAGUCUUGGCUGAAAGUGAGCAAAUGAGAAAGGAAGCUGAUGAUAUCGGUCCCGCUGCAGAACUAGAUCACUGGAAGACUCAAAUGGCAAAAUUUAAUAGCCUUCUUGAGCAGAUUAAGAGCCCUCAAGUGAGAAAAGUGAUAGGCAUUCUUCAAGUUGCAAAGUCCAGGAUAUUGAAACAUUGGCGAAAACUGGACAGCAAUAUUACUGAUGCAGCCAAUGAAGCUAAGGAUAAUGUGAAAUACCUGUACACACUGGACAAAUUCUUUGGGCCUCUUAUGAAGUGUACACCUGUCACCAUGGUUGAACAUAUUGCCAAUUUGAUGAAUAGUAUUCGGAUGAUCCACAGCAUCUCAAAGUAUUACAACACAUCAGAGCAUAUGACCUCUCUGUUUGUCAAGGUUACCAAUCAGAUGAUUACCACAUGUAAGAGGUAUCUCUGUCAGAAUGUUGGAAAAUUCUGGGACCAAGACAGGCAGGAACUACUGAAGAAAAUUAAGAACUGCACUCAGCUAAAUGUUGAGUACCAAAAACAUUUUCAACGAAUCAGGGAGAAGCUUCGUGAAAAUCCACAGGAGAGACAAUUUGAAUUUAGAGGCACAACAGACAUGAUUUUCACCGUGCAACAGCUGCAGGAGAAAUGCAGAGAAAAGAACCUACCCCUGUACGUGGCCUUCUUCAACCUUACAAAGGCCUUUGGCUUCAUCAAUUGGGAAGCAUUGUGGAGCGUCCUCCUCUGCUAUGGUAGCACCAUGAAUGACAUGGAUGUUGUUGUAAUGACAAAUGGCUCCACCACUGACCAAUUCCCUGUUCAGACCAUUGUCAAGCAGGGCUAUGCCACCAUCCCAACACCGUUCUCGAUCUACCUCGCUGCAAUGCCUCACCUCACUACAGACAAGCUCCCCGCUGGCCAGCAGCUAACUUACAGAAACUGCGGCAAAUUAUUCAACCCCCGCUGUCUUCAAGCCAAAACCAAAGUCACUCCAACCAGUGUCACGGAGCUGCAGAAUGCAGAUGAUGCUUGUGUACGUACAAUCUCAGAGGACAUACUCCAGACCACGGUCAGCACCUUUACGGAGAUAUAUAACAGCGAGUCUGACCCUGAACAUUCACAAAACGAAGGUCUCCUACCAACCUGGCUUGGCGUUCUAGUCCGAACCCCCGAUCAUCAAGGUCCACAGGGAGGCCUUAGAGAACGUACCAAGUUAUCCUUGGAUGCUAUCAAGAGGCAUUUACAGGUUACUAGCUCUAGAUAUGACGCAGCAAAGUUAUAUCCUGGUGGAGGUUCGGAGGCAACAAAAGCUCCAUUCUUCAAAUCUCAAAUUGUAUUGGCAAUUCCAAACGUUGUGAUGCGACCAAGUUUGGAGGAUAUUCAGUCUGUUCUAAAUAAAGCAGUGAAUACAGUUUUGUCCAUGUCGAAGGAUAUUCCUAUUUGGUCCUUUGCAUAUAUACAUCUGAAACAACAACAGAUUGAAUACAAUGCUGCUCGAGAACUGGGUGAUGAUAAUAUCCUUGGUAAGCAGGUCGUGCUAAAAUCCCUUGAUAAACAGAUCAGUGAACACAAGGACAUCACUAAGGUUGUGAUCCAGCUCAGUUCCAUUGUUUCUUCAUUGAAGGCUGAUGGAGCAGAGAUUCUUGACAAUUUCUCUCAUUUUGCUCACUUGUGGAAUCAGGAUCCUGCAGAGAAAGUGAAGGAAUUCAUGGAUUCAAAACCAAUCCUCUCAGAAUUCAAUGAACAAAUUACCUACUACUCUAAAUUGGAAGCCGAGAUUGAUGAGUUGCCCUCUCAUUAUAAAGUGGGCUCAGUUCAGUUUGACACCCAGAAUUUGAAACUGGCAAUGGUGCAGGAAUGCCGCUCCUGGAAGAGAGCCUUUGGCACAGCCCUGAACCGAAAAACUGCCAUGGAAAUGGAUGAGAUUUAUUCCUUUAUUGAAAAUCUCAGCAAACAACUGAAUCGACCAAUUAAUGACUUGGAUGAUGUGCGUGGAGCCAUGGCAGCACUGAAAGAAAUUAGAGAUGCUCAGAUAAAGAUUGACAUGACCAUUGAACCAAUUGAAGAAACGUAUGCCCUUCUAAGUAAGCAUGAGUUGCUUUUCCAAGAUGGAAAUGCUGAGAGAGUUGAUGGGCUAUCUUAUGCCUGGAAGAACAUAAACGCACAGGUUGUAGAGACACAGAGUAUACUUUUAAAAGUGGAGCCUACAAUGAAGAUGGAUCUGCUGGAAAGAGUGAAAAUCUUCCAAACUGAUGUUCAGAAUUUUUACCAGGACUAUGAUACAAAAGGCCCUAGUGCUGAAGGGCUUUCACCAAGAGAAGCGAGUGACGGGCUACAGAUCUUCCAGGCAAGCUUUGAUGAACUCUGGAGAAAAUUCAACACUUAUUCUGGAGGAGCAGAGCUUUUUGGGCUACCUGUUAUUGAAUAUCCUGACUUGCUGAGAAUCAAGCGGGAACUGGCUUUACUUCAGAAAUUGUAUGGUCUUUAUGAUUCGGUGAUUGAAAACGUCAAUGGUUACAACGACAUUUUAUGGAGUGAAUUGGAUAUUGAAAAAAUCAAUAAUGAACUUCUGGAUUUUCAGAACAGAAUACGGAAAUUACCCAAAGCCUUGAAGGAAUGGCAAGCUUUCAAUGACUUGAAAAAGACAAUAGAUGAUUUCAGUGAAACUUGUCCAUUGCUUGAAAUGAUGGCAAACAAAGCUAUGAUGUCAAGACACUGGGAAAGGAUUGCGCAGGUCACAGGCCAUACCUUUGAUGUUGAAUCUGACCAGUUCACUCUCAAAAAUAUUACAGAAGCCCCAUUGCUUAAACAUAAAGAGGACAUUGAGGACAUUUGUAUUAGUGCAGGGAAAGAAAAGGACAUUGAAGCAAAACUGAAAGCUGUUAUUAAUGAAUGGAGCGGUCAUGUGCUUACCUUUGCCUCAUUCAAGACGAGGGGUGAGUUGCUUCUCAAAGGAUCAGAUACCACAGAGAACAUUGCACUAAUGGAGGACAGUCUGAUGAUACUUGGCUCAUUAAUGAGUAACAGGUACAAUGCACCAUUCAAGCCCAUUAUUCAACAGUGGGUGCAUAAGCUCUCAAAUACCACAGAAAUAAUUGAAAACUGGCUCACAGUUCAGAACCUUUGGAUUUACCUGGAAGCUGUGUUUGUUGGUGGAGAUAUUGCAAAACAACUGCCACAAGAGGCCAAAAGAUUUCAGAACAUUGACAAGUCAUGGCAGAAGAUCAUGCAGAGAGCUCAUGACAAUACAAACAUUGUGCAGUGCUGUGUAGGUGAUGAGACUUUAGCUCAGCUUUUACCAUAUUUACUGGAGCAGCUAGAGAUGUGUCAGAAAUCGCUCACUGGAUAUUUGGAAAAGAAACGCCUUUUAUUCCCCAGAUUUUUCUUUGUUUCUGACCCUGCUCUGCUGGAAAUACUUGGCCAAGCCUCUGACUCUCACACUAUACAGGCUCACCUGCUAAGUCUUUUUGACAAUGUUAACAGAGUGGGGUUCAACGAAACAAAUUAUGAUCAGAUUCUCCGCUUCGCGUCUCAGGAGGGAGAAAAAGUUGACCUCAUCGAACCAGUUAUGGCACAGGGUAACGUGGAAGUUUGGCUGGCACAGCUCCUGAGUGGGGUCAGAAAGACAAUUCACAGCAUUAUUCGCCAGGCAUCAAUAUCUAUCACUGAUAAGGAGAUUAAACUAUAUGAAUUUCAGGCCAUGUUUCCUGCACAGAUAGGUUUGCUGGGUAUUCAGAUGAUUUGGACAAGAGACUCUGAAGAAGCUUUAAAUAAUGCCAAAGUUGAUAAAAAGAUUAUGCAAACAACUAAUCAGACAUUCCUGGAUAUGCUUAAUGACUUGAUUGAUAUGACAACCCGUGAACUAACAAAAAUGGAACGAACAAAAUAUGAAACACUUAUCACCAUUCAUGUCCACCAGAAAGAUAUUUUUGAUGAUUUGGUUCGUAUGAGCAUUAAAUCUCCAUUGGAUUUUGAAUGGCAAAAACAAUCUCGGUUUUACUUUAUAGAGGAUGCAGACAAAUGUAUUAUUCAGAUCACAGAUGUUGAGUUCAACUAUUGUAAUGAAUACCUAGGUUGCACAGAUCGACUUGUGAUCACACCAUUAACUGACAGCUCACUAAUUAACCCAGGUUAUGCAGGACGUCAGGAGCUACCUGAAAAUCUAAAGAUUCAGUUCCGUACAGUGGCCAUGAUGGUGCCUGACCGUGCCAUUAUAAUGCGUGUCAAGUUGGCUAGUGCUGGUUUCCGUGAUAACCAAAUUCUUAGUCGCAAGUUUUAUACACUCUACAAACUCUGUGAGGAGCAAUUAUCAAAACAGGUGCACUAUGACUUUGGUUUGCGUAACAUUCUGUCUGUGCUGAGAACUCUGGGUGCUGUCAAAAGAUCAAACCCAAAUGAACCAGAGAAGACCGUGGUGAUGAGAGUUCUGCGUGACAUGAAUCUUUCUAAACUGGUGGAUGAAGAUGAACCUUUAUUCAUGAGUUUGGUCAAUGACUUGUUCCCUGGAAUUACCUUGGAUAAAGCUGGUUAUCCUGAACUAGAAGCUGCAAUCGAGAAACAAACAAUCGACGCCGGGAUUAUUUACCAUCCUCCCUGGAUCCUGAAGCUCAUUCAACUCUAUGAAACUCAAAGAGUCCGACAUGGUAUGAUGACUCUUGGCCCAAGUGGAGCUGGGAAAACAAAAUGUAUCAAUACCUUAAUGAAAGCAAUGACAGAUUGUGGAGAGCCUCACAAGGAGAUGAAAAUGAAUCCAAAGGCAAUCACAGCCUCCCAGAUGUUUGGGACUUUGGAUGUUGCAACAAAUGACUGGACAGAUGGUGUUUUCUCUACACUGUGGAGGAAAACAUUGAGAGCAAAAAAGGGAGAACACAUAUGGAUUGUAUUGGAUGGACCUGUAGAUGCCAUUUGGAUUGAAAAUCUUAACUCUGUUUUAGAUGACAACAAAACUCUUACAUUAGCUAAUGGCGAUCGCAUCCCAAUGGCACCAAACUGCAAAAUUGUUUUUGAGCCUCAUAACAUUGACAAUGCUUCCCCAGCUACAGUAUCACGAAAUGGCAUGGUGUUUAUGAGUUCAUCAGUACUUGACUGGAAGCCUAUACUCAAAGCAUGGCUUCAGAAAUUACCCACUGCACAGUCAGACCUUCUUUGGAACUGCUUUGAUAAUGUUUUCCAGGAUUUGAUCAGUUUUGUCUUCACUGCUGUAACGCCGAAAAUGCAAAUUCUGGAAUGCAUGUACAUUAAACAAGCCAUUGACCUUCUGAAGGGCCUAUUACCAGGAGUUGAAGACAAGCAGCCAAGCACAGAGGAAGUUGCCCGUUUAUUUAUUUUUGCUGCAAUGUGGUCCGUUGGAGCUCUUUUGGAAUUGGAUGACAGAGCUAAAAUGGAAAGCUUUCUGCGGAAUCAUUCUGCACCACUUGAGCUUCCAGUGACUGAAGGAGAAGAAACAAUCUUUGAAUUUGUUGUCUGUGCUGAUGGUCACUGGGAGCACUGGUCAAAGAGAGUACCUGAAUAUAUUUACCCAUCUGACACUGUACCAGCUUAUUCAUCAAUCCUGGUGCCAAAUGUUGACAAUAUUCGCACAGAUUUUCUUAUGCACACCAUCAUGAAACAAGAAAAAGCUGUUUUGCUCAUUGGUGAACAGGGAACAGCAAAGACAGUUAUGAUCAAGGGCUACAUGAGCAAGUAUGAUCCUGAAGUCCAUGCAACUAAAAGUUUGAACUUCUCCUCUGCCACAAUGCCAAAUAUGUUCCAACGAAGCAUCGAAAGUUAUGUGGAUAAACGAAUGGGCACAACCUAUGGUCCACCCAGUGGCAAAAAAAUGACUGUGUUUAUUGAUGACAUUAAUAUGCCAGUGAUCAAUGAAUGGGGUGAUCAGAUAACCAAUGAGAUUGUCCGACAGCUAAUGGAACAGAAUGGUUUCUACAAUCUUGAAAAACCUGGAGAGUUCACCAACAUUGUUGAUGUACAAUUUGUUGCAGCUAUGAUUCAUCCUGGUGGUGGCAGAAAUGAUAUCCCUCAACGGCUCAAAAGACAAUUCACAAUUUAUAACUGUGCGCUACCAUCAAAUGCAUCCAUUGAUAAAAUAUUCAGAACUAUUGCAAGUGGCUAUUUUUGCGAGCAACGCGGCUUUCCUGCUGAGGUUUGCAAACUAGCCUCAGCUUUAGUAUCAACCACACGCAAAUUAUGGCAGGCUGUCAAGCUGAAGAUGCUGCCCACUCCAGCCAAAUUCCAUUAUAUUUUCAACCUCCGUGAUCUUAGUCGUAUUUGGCAGGGAAUCCUAACUGUUACAUCUGAAAUUUGCCAGUCUCCUGAUGUGUUGGUGUCACUCUUUCAUCACGAAUGCACUCGUGUUAUUGCAGAUAGAUUUACCAACCAGCAGGACAAAGACUGGUUUGACAGUAUAGUGAAAAAGGUAUUUGGGCUUCAUUCAAAUGCAGAUAUAACUUACCAGACUAAUAUGGCAAAUGAAACUCUUAACACAAUAGUCAACAUUCAACCUAAGGAUAGUGGAGGUGGUGAAGGAGAGACCAGAGAAAGCACUGUCCGACGCCUUGCAAAUGAAAUGCUAGAAAAACUGCCACCAGACUAUAUUCCACAUGAGGUAAAAGCUCGACUGCAGAAAAUGGGUGCAAUCCAACCAAUGAACAUCUUCCUGCGCCAGGAGAUUGAUCGAAUGCAGCGAGUUCUUACACGCGUUAGAAUUACACUGACAGACUUGAAAUUGGCUAUAGAUGGAACAAUUAUAAUGUCAGAGGACCUGAGGGAUGCUCUUGAUAACAUGUACGAUGCUCGGAUUCCAAAGAUCUGGUUCAAAAUUUCCUGGGAGUCUGCUACUCUUGGAUUCUGGUUUACAGAACUGCUUGAAAGAAACCAACAAUUCCAAACCUGGAUUUUUGAUGGAAGACCAAACCAGUUCUGGAUGACAGGAUUCUUUAAUCCUCAGGGCUUUUUGACUGCGAUGCGACAGGAAACCACACGUAUGAAUCUGAGCAAGGGCUGGGCACUGGACAGUGUCAUCCUUUAUAACGAAGUGACCAAGAUGAUGAAAGAAGAUGUUAAUUCAUUCCCUCCUGCAGAUGUUGGUGGUGUUUAUGUUUAUGGCCUGUUCUUGGAAGGAGGAGGCUGGGACAGAAGGAAUACAAGGCUGAUGGAAUCACCUCCAAAGGUAUUGUUCACAUUGCUUCCUGUAGUCCAUGUAUAUGCAAUCAGUGCCACUGCACCUCCUGAUCCCAAAAAACAACAGGGGGCAGUGUACUCAUGCCCUGUGUACAAGAAGCCCAGACGAACUGAUUUGACGUACAUCUUCUCUCUCUAUCUGAAAACAAUACAGAUUCCUGACCACUGGACCCUGCGAGGAGUGGCUUUACUCUGUGACUGCAAAUAAACCCACAAUUAGACACAGCAAAAUGCACAUUUAAAUAUUCUUGUGCUUAGUAGAACAUGAAAUUAUAUUCAAAAUUGUCUAGUUGUGUAAUUGUGCAAUAGUUUUGUAACAAAUGUCGGCUAGAUAAUGUAUGCAGUAUUCAAAUGGGAGAGGUUGUGCAUAGUGAGAUACAUUCUAACAUUUAUCCUUGGUGCAGUAAUGGAUCAGUUCAACCUGUUUGAUACUGUGCUUCUUCCACAAAUAUCCAAAUAAUGAGGAUGAGAAAAGACUCACUGGUCUAUCCAGCCUGUACCACAAAAACAAAAAGGCUGUAAAACAGACACUGAUGCACUCCCAUUGAAUGGCAGAACUGAACAUUUGUUGUUUCUUUUUCCUUUUAGUUUAAAACAUUCCAUUUACUUUUUCUAAAGGCUGUUAAAUAAACUAUUAUUAGCUGUCAAUUUGAUGAAUGUUACUUUUUUAACUAUUAAUCUGUAUUUUGUCCUUAUUCAUAAAUCUGUAAAUUAAACAUAAUAAAAGAGGUACUUGAUUUUCCAUGUGGUUAAAUGCUUAGUACAGUCACUGUAAUUAUCAUGCAAUCAUUGGUAAAACAUUCACUUUUCUGAAAAUUAUAC